Dibothriocephalus latus is the source of this 468-nucleotide messenger RNA. The record is from the annotation of a GenBank genome assembly. Lineage: Eukaryota; Metazoa; Platyhelminthes; Cestoda; Diphyllobothriidea; Diphyllobothriidae.
AUGGAAGCUCCGAACGGGUGCGGCGAUGGUAAAGAACUGGUGGAAUUUCAGAAGCAAUUUCGAGAGAUGCUUAUUAAGAAACAGGUGUCCGCCUUUUCGACUUGGGAAGAUGAGCUUCAUAAGAUAGUUUUUGAUCCACGGUACCUCCUACUCGUCAGCAAGGAGAGAAAACAGGCCUUCGAGUCUUUUGUUAAGGAACGUGCCGACGAGGAGCGAAGGGCGAAGAAGGAAAGGUUUACUGAACUGCUCCAGGAGGCGAAUCUCUCCUCCAAGUCUUCGUUCUCGGAUUUCUCUUCGAAAUACGCCAAGGACGAACGGUUCAAGGGCAUUGAAAAAAUGCGAGAGCGUGAAAGCCUGUUCCAAGAAUUCGUAUCAGAUCUACAACUUCGCGAAAAAGAGAAGCACAGUCAGAAAGAGAAGGUACGUAUUCUUCUUCAUCUAUCGGCAAAUAUUAGCAAAGCGACUUAA